Molecule: messenger RNA, 1090 nt
Organism: Cuculus canorus (common cuckoo)
Lineage: Eukaryota; Metazoa; Chordata; Aves; Cuculiformes; Cuculidae
Gene: ARL1
Product: ADP ribosylation factor like GTPase 1
Exons: 6
Coding region: 242-787 (181 amino acids)
Biological process (GO): intracellular protein transport; vesicle-mediated transport
Cellular component (GO): Golgi apparatus; cytoplasm
Molecular function (GO): GTP binding; GTPase activity
Source: RefSeq, a predicted model, not a curated record
GCAGAUUCGCCACGCCCGCGCUCCGUCCCCGCUUCUUUACCUCUUAACUCAUUCUUCCCUUUCUCCUUUCCCCCUGGCUGUAUCCGCGCGGGUAGGGAGGAGAGGAAAGCCCCUUUCCGGCCGAGGCUUGCGUUAUCCCCGCCCCGUGUCGAAUCGGCGGCGCCGCGGGAAGGCCGCGCCUGGUUUACGCGCCCGGCGAGAGACGUGGAGCUGCGGGAGGGACGAGGCGCGGCGGCUCGAGAUGGGGGGCUUUUUCUCUACCAUCUUUUCCAGUUUGUUUGGAACUCGAGAGAUGAGGAUUCUCAUCCUGGGACUGGAUGGAGCAGGAAAAACAACCAUUCUCUACAGGCUGCAAGUUGGAGAAGUUGUUACCACCAUUCCAACCAUUGGAUUCAAUGUUGAGACAGUGACAUACAAGAAUCUGAAAUUUCAAGUGUGGGACUUGGGAGGACAGACGAGCAUAAGGCCAUAUUGGCGGUGUUACUAUUCAAAUACAGACGCAGUCAUUUAUGUAGUGGACAGCUGUGAUCGAGAUAGAAUUGGCACUUCAAAAUCAGAGCUUGUUGCUAUGUUAGAGGAAGAAGAGUUGAAGAAAGCCAUUUUGGUGGUGUUUGCAAAUAAGCAGGACAUGGAACAGGCCAUGACUCCCACAGAAAUGGCAAAUGCACUUGGCUUACCUGCUUUGAAGGACCGAAAGUGGCAGAUAUUCAAAACCUCUGCAACUAAAGGCACUGGGCUUGAUGAAGCAAUGGAGUGGUUGGUGGAGGCCUUGAAGAGCAGGCAGUGAUACAAAACUGACAGCUGUAAAGAAGUUGCGGACUCAUCCAACAUCCCUCCUUCUGCAGUCAAGUACUUACUUUCAGGCCACAAAUACUUGUAAAUAAGACAGAUUUGAGUUUGACUCCUGUAAUGUGGAUGCCUCUCUUGAACUGUAAAACUGAAGCAAGUGAAUGUCUAUGUACUUUAUAAUAUUCCAUUUCUUUGUUUAAGGAUGUACUUACAUUAAUUUGUAUGGAAGUCUUACUGCUGGAAAAGGUUUUUUUUGUUGUCCUUCCCCCCCAUCGCUUUGGUGGUUUCAAGUUUGAGUGGC